Molecule: messenger RNA, 217 nt
Organism: Dentiscutata heterogama
Lineage: Eukaryota; Fungi; Glomeromycota; Glomeromycetes; Diversisporales; Gigasporaceae
Source: the annotation of a GenBank genome assembly
AUGGAUGGUCAUGCAAAGGGUAACGGAGAUAUAUCAGCUGUCGCAGCAACACAUAGUCCAAUUAUUUUUAUUGAUUCCGGUGAACAUAUUCAUGAUCUGGAAAGAUUUGAACCUAGGCGAUUUGUACAAAAAAUGCUAGGUAUGGGUGAUCUCAUUGAAAAAGUAGAAGACUUAAAAUUAGAUCAGAAUAAGAAUUUACUGAAAAAUUUGGAGCAGG